AUGGCCACCUGGCGGCGGGACGGCCGGGUGACCGCCCUGCAGCGGCUGGGCUGCGCCGGGCUGGCGGGCGCGCUGAGCCUCAGCCUGACGGCGCCGCUGGAGCUGCUGACGGUGCUGGCGCAGGUGGGCACCUGGCACUGCCGGCGGGGGCUGCGCGGCGCCGGGCAGAGCCUGUGCCGCGCCGAGGGCGUGCGGGCCCUCUGGAAGGGGAACCUCACCGCCUGCCUGCGCCUCUUCCCCUACAGCGCGCUGCAGCUCGCCGCCUCCCGCCGACUUGUUAUACUUUUCACGGAUGAGUUGGGUCAUAUCUCCCACUGGAGAGCCAUCAUGGCAGGGAGUCUGGCUGGCAUGGUUGCAACCAUCGUGACUUACCCCACUGACGUAAUUAAAACACGGCUCAUUGUGCAGAACCGACUGGAACCAUCUUAUGAAGGAAUUCUUCAUGCUUUUUACAAAAUUUAUCAUCAAGAAGGACUCCUUGCACUCUAUCGUGGCGUUUCACCAGCUAUAUUAGGUGCUGUCCCAUUUUCUGCGGGCUCAUUCUUUGUUUACAUCAAUCUGGACAAAAUCUGGCGAGAACCCAUAGUUAAUUUCACGCCUCUUCAGAACUUCAUAAAUGGCUGUGUCGCAGCUGGCGUGGCACAGACACUUUCUUUCCCCUUUGAGACUGUCAAGAGGAAGAUGCAGGCACAGAGUCCUUGGCUUCCCCACUAUGGAGCAGUUGAUGUCCAUUUUACUGGCAUGGCUGACUGUUUCCGCCAAACUGUGAAGAACAAAGGUGUGCUUGGACUUUGGAGUGGACUCACACCCAGUCUGCUCAAGAUUGUCCCAUACUUUGGUGUUAUGUUUAGCACCUUUGAAUUCUGCAAGCGGGUCUGUCUGUACAGAAACGGUUAUAUUGAAUCUCCUUUAAAUUACAAGCUAACUCCCGGUGUGGACCAGAGUUUACAGCCACAAGAACUGAGAGAAUUAAAGCUCCUCCGAAGGGAAAAUUUUGAGUCAAGGAAAUCAGCUCUUGAAAACUGACAUCAGUGUCCACUGCAGAUAUACACGCUACCUUUCUUAAGGAACUUUGCAAGAAAGUCAUGCUGAACUACGGGUACCAGCGUCUCAGCGGAUUGCAUGGGUUUAGUACUGAGACAUCAGUGCCAGGAAUGAAUGAAUCUUGUAUCUCAUUUGCUGAAUGGAUAUAAACAAUAUGAAUAGCAAGCAUAUACUGAAGAGGAGAGAUGCAACUAGUUUGAAAACACUGUGCUAUUGGAACUUGAAAUUACAUUAUUCUAGGUGCUUUUCAAUACUGAAUAGCCAUUUUGAGAUAAAACCAGAAAGGCAAGAGAACUGAGAUGAGAGUAUAAAUUGUAUCUUCAAAAAUAUUAAGAAAAUUCAAAUGGAUUUUUUUUUAAGUAAUCUGAGAUACUGAGUCAGCCAAAAAUGAUAAACAGACUAGAAUACAUACAACAUGCAAGAAUUUCUACUGACAUAUCUUUUUUUUAGUGGUACAGUGUGGACGUGACAAUCUGCGGAUGAAUUAGAAUUAGUCUCAGUUCAGUCACACUCCAGAAUCCGCCCUUCAGUUUUUGAGACUUACUUGAGAAUAAUAAUUUUGUAUGAAUCUUUGGUGUAAAGACGAAAAUAUGCUGCUACAACUGUGCUUUUGCUCGGAGAGGAUUGUAAUGUGCAAAAUGAACUGUAAUACACUGGAAUGACAAUCUUGCAAACUUAAGUGCAUACUAGAAAAUCUUCCCCCCUUUCUCCUGUGUUGUUACUGCAUGUACGUGAAUUAUUUCAGGCUUUGAAAAACAGUUUUCCUGAAGUUCUCUAACUGAAAUAUUUCCUGAAAAAUGUGGUUCUUAAAUGUGUUAGAUAUUGCAGAGCCACAAGCCUUGUCACAUUGUUUUGGUAUUCUUAGAGCACUAUUUUUAUAUUAAACUACUUUUUAGUUCCCAUGCACAGACCCAGGCCUACUGUGCACUGUGUUGCUCAGAACUUGCCAGCAGAAUAGCACUGUGCACACAGCCUGUGAUUUUUCCACUUUAACUGCCAUGAUCCAGGAGCCACAGGUAGUUUCUGUAGUUAGGAACCUCUCUGCGAGACCACUAGGUUAUUGCCAGUGCCAAGGUAAUCAAUACACCUCUGACCAGCCUAGGGAGCUUUUGGGCAAUAAAAGAUCAUCUUGGUAUUAUACCUGAGGACCUGCAGUAUAGCUCCGGUUCCUUUUUAGAAGUACAGCUAUGGAACAGCCCCAUCCUAGUGCCUUCUGAUAGAAAACCUUGAACCCCGUGUUCACGUGCGAAGGCGGCUCUGCCCUCUGCGGCAUGUCCCACCAGCCUUGGCUGUGGCAAUGUGUGAA
Messenger RNA from Gavia stellata (red-throated loon), 2350 nucleotides. RefSeq names its product solute carrier family 25 member 43 (gene SLC25A43). NCBI's taxonomy places the organism in Eukaryota, Metazoa, Chordata, Aves, Gaviiformes, Gaviidae. The record is from RefSeq and is a predicted model, not a curated record. The transcript has 5 exons. The coding region runs from base 1 to 1026 and encodes 341 amino acids. Gene Ontology annotation, biological process: transmembrane transport.